Molecule: messenger RNA, 987 nt
Organism: Entrophospora sp. SA101
Lineage: Eukaryota; Fungi; Glomeromycota; Glomeromycetes; Entrophosporales; Entrophosporaceae
Source: the annotation of a GenBank genome assembly
AUGAAUUCUGAUGAACUACAGGAAACAAUCCAUGAAAUUAAUUUUGAUGAACCUCAAGAAACCAUCCAUGAAAUUAACUCUAAUGAAUUUCAAGAAAUUAUCCAUUCAAAUGUAUCUCAAGAAAUUAUUUGUGAAAUGAAUUCUGAUGAACUACAGGAAACAAUCCAUGAAAUUAAUUUUGAUGAACCUCAAGAAACCAUCCAUAAAAUUAAUACUCUUAUUCCACAAAAUAAAAUAGAAAAAAGGAGGAAUGAGCUUAUUGAGCAUGUAAAAAACUUGCCUGAGAGCCAGAUAAUCAAUGCUUAUACUCUGUUUUCCACAAUGACAUAUAAUAAAGGGAACCAUUGUGGAGAAAUAUAUUCAUCUUAUAUUCAAAAAAAGGCAAAAGAAUUUGUAAAUAGCAGCAUUUAUAAACAAUCUUCAUCAAUAUCCCUCAAAAUGAAAGAGGUGAAAGCUAAAGAAACAAAAAAGAAUCAUGUCUCUAAAUUACGUCAAUCUAUACAAAAAACAAAACAAAUUACUCCUAAUCAACUUCAGAAUGCUAUAAAAAAGAUGAUAAAAGAAAAUAAGAAACAAUAUACACCUGAGUUUGUAGAGCUUGUAACCAAAAUCAGUAACACUGGUAGUAUUUCCAUUUCAUCCACUGUUGAAUGCACUAGAGCAAUUAUGCAAUUUUUAACAGGUGAGAAACCAGAUCAUUGGCUUUCAACUGGAACUAUUUCACAUUGGAAUAAAGAAGUUGCUACUUUGUGUCUUCAUCAGAAUUGUCCUAAAGAUACCAAGUCACUCUUUAAAUUUUUAACUGGAUUUGACACUGUACUUCGAAUAGCUAAUGAAGAUGAAACUAAGUGCUUACCUUUGGGAAACCGUGCACAUGAGAUGCCAGACCAAGUUUUCAUUUGGAUAGAUGAACUUGAAAAAGCAGCAGAAAAUCCAGAAUUAAUUUUCAAAGAAGAGUUUGAGAAUGCUCAAAAUAAAUUUGCAUGA